CUCGUCUGCUGCUGCCUCUGCUGCUCUAACACUCUGCUAUUCUGCUACUCUGUUGCUUUUUCUACUGCUCUGCUACAAUGCUGCCAACACAGCUGUUCCACUUGCCCACUUUGCUUAAUCCAUUGCUCAAUGCUCUCUUCAACAACCCUUCACCCUCCAGCUCUGCCUUGAAUGAAAUCUACCAGACCAUCAACAAGUACCCUUCGAACUUCAUUCUAUUGGUGCCCUCAACCCAUUUCUUGCUCAACUAUCUUAACAAGGAUUCCAAUGUGUCCUACAGAGACCUCUCAUACAACUUGGACUUCAUAAAGUCCCAUAUCAUCAGAAUCUUUCAUGACAACGUCAACGACAGGCUGACCAACAAAUAUGCCCCAAACAAUACCAAUGCUUUGGCAAACGACUUUUCUAACAGAAAAUUGACCUCCAAAGUAUACAUCAAUUUGAAUAAUAAACAAAUUUACAUAAAAAAGGAUUGCAUUAGUACUUUGGAUCCCAAAAAUUACGAGUCCAUAAAGAAAUUCAAAAUUAUUAAAAUUGACUUGUUUCCAAAUUUUAAUAAUUUCCUAAAUUGUAAAAAUGUUAAAAUCAUAUAUAUAGAAAAAUCCAUAAUCGGUACUCCAAUUAAAAUAAUAGAUCCCAAAUUUGAUAAUAUUUCUCCAAAUUCUCUUGAUUCUAAUACAGAUAUAAAUACAAAUACAAAUACGAACAAUACCAAUAAUAAUAUGAAGAAUACUAAUAAUAAUGAUAAUAAUGAUAAUAAUAAUAAUAAUAAUAAUAAUAAUAAUAAUAACAAUAAUGAUAAUGAUAACAAUAAUACCAAUAAUAAUGAAAGUGAUGAUGAUAAUUGCUCUGUCAACACGCUGAAUGACUCCAAUAAUGAUCCCAAUGGCAAUAAUAACUCCAAUACUAAUAACAACUGCGACAAUGACGAUGACAUUGAUUCAGAAUCAAAACUAUUUGAUAACUCUUCAAACACAAUAUUAUCAAUCAAAAACUAUAACUCAAAUACAUCCUUUGAGCAAAUAAUGAGAAGAUUUCCUCUAAUUUCAGAAAUCUUGGGCAACAGAUUCAACAACAUAUUCAAUUCUUUCGACCUAAAAAAACUAAACUCAAUUGAUGAUCUAAUAUCAAAAUUUAAUCAAUUGAUAUCAAAUUUAAAAUUGCUAUUCAAUACUUUACCACCCUACUUAGUAAACGAUAUCCUAAAAUUCUCUCCUUCAAUUGAUCUAAAUCAAUGCAUCUACGAUUACGCUGAACUAAACCUAUACCAUAAAAUUUACAAUAAACUAAUCCUACUAUCAAAUAAUAACUCAGUUUCAUUCAAUUCACUCUUCUAUAACGAUUUGCAAUAUCUCUCAAGCAAUCAACUAAACUUGUCCGAAAAAUUCCUCCUAUUUGAAAACAAUCACCAAUUGCUAUUUCUUGAAAGGAAACUAAUCAAAGCAAUCCAAACCUUUAAAACAUUAUCUCUAUCAAAUAACUACAACUCAAAACUAAAAAUUCUUUUAAAUACCAUUAAAAUUUUAACAAACCAAGAGCAAAUCCUACACUACAAUUACGCUCAAAAUAAAUUUCAAAAAGUCAAAAGUUUCAUUAUUGAUGCUGACAAUCUUAUCGGUCUACUAAUCCUAGUAGUAAUCAAUUCAAAGAUUAUUAAUCUAAAUACCCAUUUCAAUUAUAUCAAAAAUUUCUCCUAUAUCGAUAUCGAAAAGGGUAAUUUAGGCUAUAUUUUUUCCACAUUUGAAGCUGUAAUAUACUAUCUACAGAAUCAAGAAAACAAAAUCAAUCUAUCUAGGAAUUCUUUUAAAAAUAAAAAAUUUUGGAACUUGAUCAAAAAUAAUGAUCUAACUCAAUUAAACAAUCUAUUAAACAAUGAACUUGAAUCAUCUGAUUCAAAAAUAUCCCCUGAUUCCUUUCUUAAAAGCAGAACAAUUAAUGGUGAAUCCUGUUUAAUGUUAGCAGUUCAAAGUUCCAAUUAUCAAAUUUUUAAAACUUUGCUUAAUUAUGAAAACAUUUUCACUCUAGAAGAUAUUUUAUACGAUAAAACAAUCUUUAAUACAACUCUAUUGAACCAAGCUUUAAAAUUAGAAAAUAUCCCAAUCAUUAACGAAAUCGUUGAUAUAAUUUCUUCAUCUUGUACUAUUCCCGAACAAAUUUUUUACUAUAAUAUUCCCGAUAACUUUAAUAGAACUAUAGGCCACUAUUUAAUUCAUUAUGAUGAAUUAAUCGAUAAAAUCGGCUUAUUUAUAAACUGGAUUUUUAAAGAUAUAAACCAUCAAACUCCUUUAUUUACCAUAUGCAGAAAAUAUGACGAUACAAACUACGAUAACUUGAUUGAAAGAACCUUUAAACUAGUUAAAUACUGGUAUAAACUCAAAGGCCAGGCUUUUGAUUAUAAAAACCAUAUUGAUAAUAAAGGAAAUACUUUACUCCAUAUCUUGAAAUCAAAUUUAAAUGUAUUAUUAUCAGAUAAAGAUUUAUUAAUUAAUUUAAAUGAAGAAAAUCAUAAAAGAGUCACACCAUUAUUAAACUCAAUCAAAUUGAAUAGAAUAAAUAAUGUGAAAGAUUUAAUUCAUGACAAAAGAAUAAAUCCAAUAAAAGUUGACAAGGUAACUUUUUUUACUCCUUUAGAUUACAUCAAAAUGUCUUCCAACUCAAAAUCAACAACAAAACUAAAUACAAGUUUAAACAGUAACAAUAAUAAUGAAAAUGAUAAUAUCAAUGACAAUAAUAAAAAAUAUAUUGAUAGUGAUAACGGGAAUAUAGAUAAUAAUAAUAGUUUUGUAAGUGAAAAUUCUAGUCAAGAAUCCAAUAAUCCAUUGAUAAUACAAACCGAUAACUAUCAAACUACCGAAAACAAUGAGAAUAAUGAUAAGAAAAACAGAACAGUUUUUGAGACUAUAUUUGAUUCAUUUUUUCUUGAUAAUUAUGUUUCCUUUUUCAAUGACAAAAAAAUUGGAAUCAUCCGACCAAGGUAUGAUGGCCAUUAUAAAUUUGUAAUAAAAGGACAGAUGAAGUACCCAGUUUCAAAAGAUUCCUACAGGCUAUUUACAUAUUCAAUUAUGCAUGAUUUGAAUGAUUUUAAAAUACUAUUAAAAUAUAUUAAAAUUGAGUUUCCAAACAUUUUUUUGCCGGUUGAUAAAUUAAUUGAAAAUAUUACAAAUUUUGAAAAUAUAUCUGAAAAAAAUUUAUUGCAUUUCAACAAGCUAUUAUUGAAUGAGUUGAUAUUUGAGCUAAAUAUAAAUUUAUUUAAUUAUUUAUUAAGCGCUAAAUCUCUAAACAAUUAUGAAUUAAUUUGGGAGUUUUUAGUUUUACCAGUAUUCAAUAAUGAGAAAAAUAAUCUAGAAGAGCGAUGUUUAAAUCGGGUAAAUAAUUUAAAAGAAAAAAUAUUGAUGUCGAAUGAUAUGAAUAAUAAAGUGAGAAAAAAGGCACCAUUAUCAGUAUCAUCCUCAUCUUCAAUGUCAUUACCAUCAUCAAUAAAAGAGUUUCCGAAAAAUAUAAAUGAGAUAUCAAUUUUUUUGAAAUAUUCAUAUAACGAUAUAAAGGAAUAUAGUUUUUUGAUAAGCAAAUUGAAUAAAUUGGGAUUGUUUAUCGAUUUGAAGACCAAGGAUUAUCAAUAUGUGACUAAGAAUGUGAUGUUUGAAAAAGUUUUAAAUUAUAAAGACAAGUUGAUAUAUGAAGAAGAAAAAAAUAAAAAAAGAAACAGAAAUAUGAAAAAUAUGAAAAAUAUGAAUAUGAAUAUGAAUAAUAGAAUUGAAACAGAUAAAUUUGUCGAAUUGCCUAAAAUUAUAAGCUUUUUAAAAGAUUUUAGUAGCAAUUAUAAGAUAUUUGAUGAGAGUGAACCCAGUGCAUAUUCAAAAUUGUGUAUGAUGAUUAAAACCUUUGAGAUGAUAAGUAAAAACUUGGUCAAGAAUAUUGAAGUGAUAAUUAAUGAAUUAGUACCUGAAUGGUGGAGAAUGUAUAAUGAAAUGGAUGAUAUUAAGAAGUUGUUAAGCAAAAUGAAUAAUAAAAAUCGUGAUAGUAACAAGAAUGAAAGUGAUGCAAAUCGUAAGAGUUUAAUAAAUAAAAAAAAUAAAAUAAAAAAAAAGGCAUCAAAUAAUAGUUUGUCAAAGGUAUUUGGUUCUGUGAAUGUUAUUAAUGAACCUAUCAGGUUAUUCAAAAAAAUAUCCAAGAAAAAUUUAAAUGAGCCGAGUAAAAACAUUAACAAUAUUGAAAAUGGAAGUACUCUUGGUGAUAUAAGCGAAAGUGAGCGUCUAUUUGGAAAUUAUAAUGAAAACAAUGACUUUGAAAAUAUAGAAGACAACAGAUUAAAUAAUGAUGAUAUUAAUAAUGGUAUUAAUAAUGAUCUUGAUAAUGAUUUUGAUAAUGAUUUUGAUAAUGAUCUAAAUAAUAAUCUAAAUAAUGAUAUUAAUAUUAAUAGUGAAAAUGGGGGAAGCAAUGAGUUAAUUAUAGAAAGUAUAGAUGAAUCUGGGAAGAUUAUAAUACUUGAGAAAGAAAAAGAUGAUGAAAUGAAAUACAAUGAGAUAAUUAAAUCAUCAUCGGGCAAAAAAAUUUCAUUUUUCACAAAUAUAAUUGAAAGUAAAAGAAUCAAUUUCAAAAAACAAUUGAUUGAGCGAUUCAAGAAAUUGGAAGUGGAAAUCAUUGAUUUAGAGCAAAAAAUUAAAUUCAAUCACGAAUCUUUAGCAGUUGAAAUUGGAAACUUUAAUGAUGUUAAAAAGGUUUUUUGGGAAAAUACAAUAAGAAUUUUCAUUGAGGAGCAUUUGAAAGAUAUAAGAUUUUGCAAAUUAGCUCAUGAAAAAGCGCUUUCUGACAUCAAAAGAAUGAAAAUUUGAGACAAGUAAGUAAUUAUCUCUUAAAUAGAAGCAAAUAAAACAAAGCUACAGACAGUUUUGUAACAAGAAAUCAUGUU
Ascoidea rubescens DSM 1968 is the source of this 4909-nucleotide messenger RNA. RefSeq lists its product as uncharacterized. The transcript has a single exon. Lineage: Eukaryota; Fungi; Ascomycota; Saccharomycetes; Ascoideales; Ascoideaceae. Gene Ontology annotation, cellular component: tubular endosome; late endosome; early endosome. Gene Ontology annotation, biological process: early endosome to late endosome transport. Gene Ontology annotation, molecular function: SNARE binding; guanyl-nucleotide exchange factor activity. The record is from RefSeq and is a predicted model, not a curated record. Bases 78 to 4832 code for a protein of 1584 amino acids.